Molecule: messenger RNA, 1575 nt
Organism: Spodoptera litura
Lineage: Eukaryota; Metazoa; Arthropoda; Insecta; Lepidoptera; Noctuidae
Product: retinol dehydrogenase 11-like
Source: RefSeq, a predicted model, not a curated record
AUAUUUUACUUCGCGUUACGUAAGCUAUGCUAUGUCGAUCUUCGUCAAGGCGCGCCGGCGCAUGCGAAUCUAAUAGCCCCCUCUUUGCAACCGUCACAACGCAAUCACUCGUCCGCUGUUACACCAAAGUAAAAGUAAAACCGCGUUCAUUGACUCACCGAGACCCUUGCUGAUAUAACGCUGAUAAAGUUUCUGAACAAAACUGUGCCGAAGUUUUGUUCUAACUUAAAAGUUUUGUGAAACAAGUUUAGAACAUGUUACAUUGAAAACCAAAAUGUCUGUGAUCUUACUAAUCAUUGAAAUUAUAAUCAUCGGGGGCAUGAUAGUGGGACUUUAUCAGAAGAAUACGAAUUUAGUGUGCAAGUCCAAGAAGAGAUACGAUGGCAAGACGGUACUGGUCACGGGUGGGACUGCAGGCAUGGGACUCGAGAUCGCCGCAGAUUUCGCACACAGAGGCGCCAGGGUCAUCGUGGCGUGCCCCUACGAAGAUGAAGGCUUGCACGGCAAAAAACUUAUCAUAAGAAGCUCUGGUAACGAAAAUGUAGUGUUCAAACUACUAGACCUCGCUUCCCUAGAAUCUGUAAGAAACUUCGCUGCUGAUAUAUUGAGAACAGAAGACAGAUUGGACAUUUUGGUGAACAAUGCUGGAGUCGGGGUCCCGGGAGACUUCCUUACCGCUGAUGGAAUGAAUUUCAUCAUGCAAGUAAACUACUUUGGCACUUUUCUACUGACAAUGUUGCUCCUACCGCUUCUGAAGAAGACGGGUACAACGUCUGAACCGAGUAGGAUUGUAAACACAUCAUCUGUAAUGCACAAGUUUGGUAAAAUUGAUUUCAACAAUUGGAACAAGACAGGAUACUGGGCCAAAAUAAGGAUAUAUGGGAACAGCAAGCUUUGCUUAGCGCUCUUCACCCGGGAACUUGCCAAGAGAAUGAAGAACCCAACUGUUAUAGUGAAUAUUGUGGAUCCAGGAGCAGUUGGGACAAGGAUUUUUAACAGUUCUCGGAUCGCGUGGGCCAGUUUUAUAUCAUUUAUGGCUUUGAUCUUGUUCAAACAUCCCUGGGAAGGUGCGCAAACAGCCUUGUACGCUGCCACGAGUGACAGGGCUGGUAAAUUCACAGGGGAGUACUUCAAGAACUGUCAAAGAGUUCGAGCUAGUGAGUUAAUUUAUGAUGAGAAGCUGGCGACAAGGGUCUGGGAGGAGUCAGUGAGACUUGUUAAACUAAGUGAUGAAGAACUCAAUCAGUGCUUUAGUUCUUAGAUGUAUAGUGGUUGUUGUGACAAAUAGUAAUAAUAAUUAGUAUCUGGUUUCUCGACAGACACCAGUAUGCAUGUGAGGUGUUGACACUGAUAAAUUGUUAAAUGAAUCCGUGUAAUUUUCAUUCAGGAUGUUAAUGCUAAUUUUUGUUGACUUGUAAUGAAAUAGUAGUAUGUUGGUAGCAUUAAUAGCUUGUUGCGUGACCCCGUUGCGCUCUGUUGGAUGGUCGAUUCCUUUUUUACAUUAACACGAUCAAUUAAACGGAAUUUCAAAAUGUCAAAAUCAAUACUUGAAACUGUGUACCUGCGGAUAAUUUC